ACUGCGGGACUGGGGGGAGGAUCUUGGUUUCCCAGCCGUGAGGGUGUGGAGCCGUAGCAAUUGGACUACGGCUAUUUUGCAAUGGCACAGCCGCUGCGGUACGCGGCGCCCACCCCACCAAUCGUGCUUGUUGCUGCAUCAGCCUCGAUGGCGACGGUUAAUAUUACCUUACUAGCCAAAUCAAAGUCAAAUCAAUUGAAUGAUGAUGCAAAAAAAGGGUUGGCAGACAGGGUACAUAGGGCUCGCCAGUGCCAGCGUGGUUCUGUAGCACGGGCACCAUCCACUGACCCGAAAUCCGACGCUGACACUGACGCUUGCCCCUCAUCCCAAGAUCUUGGUGCACCUUCGUAUUCCCGGGUUUCACUGGUGGGAGAAUCUGGGGUGCAUGGAAAAAAGUAACACACGAGGGCGGGCAGAACGCGACGCCAUCUCGCCAGUGAGGUUAUGCCGGAGGAUUGCAUUGCACUGCUACCCUGCUGCCUUGCUGCCAUGUACCGAGGAGGUGUAUGUGUCCCUAGGCAGGUUGAUGUAGCGUGUGGCAAGGGCC
This is a messenger RNA of Bipolaris sorokiniana ND90Pr, 547 nucleotides long. RefSeq lists its product as uncharacterized. The record is from RefSeq and is a predicted model, not a curated record. Bases 82 to 399 code for a protein of 105 amino acids. NCBI's taxonomy places the organism in Eukaryota, Fungi, Ascomycota, Dothideomycetes, Pleosporales, Pleosporaceae. The transcript has 2 exons.